CCUACACACAAAAAAACUGCUCGUUCUGAGCAUUCCAUUAAUAUAAUCAAAUUAUUAUUUCGCUUAAAAGAGCACGGGUUUUCUGCAGCUAAAAUCAGUGAUUUUAGUAGUAUCCCGAAAUCUACAGUUACCCGCAUUUUUCGAACCCGGAAAAAUAAGAACGGAGUCAUUCUUGAGCCAAAAAAGCGGGAAAAAAGACCAGGUAAGCUUAAUUAGCGUGCAGAAAGAGCUUUGAUUCGUUAUAUUCGGCAGAAUCCUUUUAAAACCUUAGCUGCUUUAUCUACUUCUUCAAAAUCGGGUUAUCGUCUUCAUCCUAAUACAACCCGUCGAUAUCUCAAGAAACACGAGCUGUACGCCUUUCGCCCUCGCCGGAAGCCAUUUCUUACAGAAAAACACAAAAAGUUGAGACUUCAGUGGGCCAAAGAACACCUAAAAUGGUUGUUAGAGGAUUGGAUAUGUACGAUCUUUUCAAAUGAGGCAAAUUUUGAGCUAGGAAUUAAUACUUCACCACCCUGGGUUAGGCGUAAAAGGGGUGAGGCCUUUAAAUCACGCUAUUUAAAGCCUAUCUUCAAAUCUGGACGAUCAACAGUGGGUGUUUGGGGUGCUAUUUCAUAU
This is a messenger RNA of Aspergillus steynii IBT 23096, 615 nucleotides long. RefSeq lists its product as uncharacterized. The annotation marks the transcript as partial. The transcript has a single exon. Lineage: Eukaryota; Fungi; Ascomycota; Eurotiomycetes; Eurotiales; Aspergillaceae. The record is from RefSeq and is a predicted model, not a curated record.